Molecule: messenger RNA, 1167 nt
Organism: Apiotrichum porosum
Lineage: Eukaryota; Fungi; Basidiomycota; Tremellomycetes; Trichosporonales; Trichosporonaceae
Exons: 2
Coding region: 1-1167 (388 amino acids)
Source: RefSeq, a predicted model, not a curated record
AUGCGUCUCUCUCAAGCCCUUUUUGCCCUCCCCCUUGUGGCGGCCAGCCCUCUCAUGUACCGCGUCGGCGACGCCCGCCAAAUCUCCAUCUCCAACCCCUUGACCAGUAUUCUCAACGACUUGACUGGUGGUGCCGACAGCUCUACCUCGGCUGCGGCAGUUGUGACGUCGGCUGCCGUCGUCACUACUUCAAAGGACGCGGUGGUGACUACUUCGGCUGCUGGUAUCACAACGUCCGCUGGAUCCAGUGCCGCAGUGGUCCCGGGCUCGUCGUCGUCGGCCGUUGUGGCCGCCAGCAGCGGCUCCACUUCUGCGGCGGCUGUGUCGAGCGACAAGCCCACCACGAGCGCUGCUGCCGUGACCAGCGCAGCGCCCACAUCUGAGACUUCCAUGACCGAGACGGCCAUCGAGUCGAUUACGUCCGAGGCAUCAAGCACGUCUGCUUCAUCGGCCCCGUCCAUUGUCCAGGUGGUGACCCAGGGCGGCGUGACUGUUACCGAGUACGCAAACGCCACAAGCACUGCCGACCAGACCAGCGCCAAGGCCGAAGACACUGGUCUCGCCAAGGGUGCGAUCAUUGGUAUCGCUGUUGGUGUCGCUGCCGCCGUCAUUGCGGGCAUUGCCCUGCUCGUCUUUUUGCUCCGUCGCAAGCGUUCCAACGACGACGAGGCGAUUCGCUGGCCCGAGCUCAACCGCCAUGGCGACAGCGACGUCCACCACGCUCUCCCGGCCCACAACGUCGCGGGCGGCUCGCGCAUGUCGCUCGGCGACGACCUCGACGGACCCGAGUACAUUACCGUCAUGGAAGGCGGCGACACUGCGCUCCACGGCUCCAACUUUGGCUCGUCGCCCAUGCUCAACGACUACGACGAGAAGACGGGCCAGCUGUACGACCCGGCCGCGCAGCAGCAGCAGCAGUCACAGCAGCACGGCGGACAGUACGCAUACUCGGACCACGAAGACUACAACUCGUACCCGCCCGUCCAGCCGCAGCCGUCCCCCAUCCACGGCGCGCCCUACGACUGGGAGUCGCACGACGGCCACUACCAGCCCGACAACGGCUACUCUGGCAUGACCCGCCAAGAGUCGCCGCCCAUGGCUGGCGUCGGCGCAGGUCCCGGCGGCAUCGCCCCAGGCAUGACUUUCCCGCAGGCCACCCGUUACUAG